AUGAAUACAGGCCUUUUCAUGGGACUCUUCAGAAACAUGGAGGGGAACCAGGAUCCUUUCAUGGCAUUUCAUCUGGACAAGGCACUAGUAAGAAAGUACAUGAGCCCACUCUUGAUUGGGGAGCUGGCACCAGAUCAACCCAGCUUUGAGCCCAGCAAGAAUAAGAAGCUGGUAGAAGAUUUCCGUGAGCUCCGUGCAACCGUUGAGAAGAUGGGGCUUCUCAACCCCAACCACACCUUUUUCAUCCUCUAUCUCUGUCACAUCUUGGUGUUGGAUGUUGCAGCCUGGCUCACCAUCUGGUAUUUUGGAGCAUCCACAGUGCCUUUCCUCUUCUCUGCGGUGCUUCUGGGCACUGUCCAGGCCCAGGCUGGCUGGCUCCAACACGAUUUUGGACACCUUUCAGUCUUUAGCAAGUCCAGGUGGAACCACUGGGUGCACAAGUUCGUCAUCGGCCAUCUGAAGGGAGCACCAGCCAGCUGGUGGAAUCACCUCCACUUCCAACACCACGCUAAACCCAACUGCUUCCGAAAGGACCCCGACGUUAACAUGCACCCCUUAUUUUUUGCUUUGGGAAAAACACUUUCUGUAGAGCUUGGUGUACAAAAGAAGAAAUUCAUGCCUUAUAACCACCAGCACAAGUACUUCUUCAUCAUUGGUCCUCCAGCUCUGGUGCCUCUUUACUUCCAGUGGUACAUAUUCUACUUUGUGGUGCAGCGGAAACAGUGGGUGGACCUGGCAUGGAUGCUGACCUUCUACAUCCGAUUCUUUCUCACCUACUUGCCCUUACUGGGGGUGAAGGGCAUCCUGGGGCUUCAUCUGUUAGUCAGGUUUAUAGAGAGCAACUGGUUUGUCUGGGUUACACAGAUGAAUCACAUCCCGAUGCACAUCGAUUAUGAUAAGAAUGUGGACUGGUUCUCUACCCAGCUCCAGGCAACAUGUAAUGUUCAUCAGUCCUUCUUCAAUGACUGGUUUAGUGGACAUCUGAACUUCCAAAUUGAGCACCACCUUUUUCCUACAAUGCCGCGACACAACUACUGGAAGGUGGCUCCUUUGGUGAAGUCCCUUUGUGCCAAACAUGGCAUUGAGUACCAGUGCAAGCCGUUGCUCACCGCCUUUGCGGACAUAGUGCACUCUUUGAAAGAUUCAGGGGAGCUCUGGCUUGAUGCCUAUCUACAUAAAUAAGCAGCAGUGGAUCCUUCUGGAGGAAUUCCCCACCGUUGUUGCCGCCUGUGGUAGUCACCAUGAAGAUACUGCACAAAGGAGAAAGAACUGGCUAAGCCAGAGGUGGGGAGGUGGCAGCGCUUAAUUCCAUUGAUGGAUGUGAUUAAUACGAUUUUUUAAAAGACA
Molecule: messenger RNA, 1347 nt
Organism: Opisthocomus hoazin
Lineage: Eukaryota; Metazoa; Chordata; Aves; Opisthocomiformes; Opisthocomidae
Source: RefSeq, a predicted model, not a curated record